AGUAGUUUUUGCUAAUUCAAUGAGCGCAAGAGAGAAGCUUAAUUGGCCAACAGAAAUGGAGGUGGAGGAGAUUCAAACCCAACUCCAAAAUCCUGAACAAAUGGAUGAUGCUUCAAAUAUAGACAGUAUUGCAGAAAACCCUAAGAGUCCUGCUUCCUCCGAUUCACCCGACGAUUCGGACGCCGACUCAGAGGACGAGUCCCACCACAAUGAUGAGCUUAAAACCUUGGAAGCCGAGCUCUCUACUAACCCCUCCAACUACUACGCUCAUGUCCAAUGCAUAAAGUUGUUGAGGAAAAUGGGCGAGAUAGAGAAGCUGAGACAAGCAAGGGAAGCCAUGAGCGCCGUUUUUCCAUUGACCCCUGCAAUGUGGCAGGAAUGGGCUAAAGAUGAAGCUUCUCUUUCUUCUGGGGCUGAGGUUUCUUCUGUGGUUGAGACGCUCUAUGAGCGAGGAUUAUUGGAUUAUCUGUCUAUCCCUCUUUGGUGUGACUGCUUGAAUUAUAUACAAGAAUGUGAUCCUUUGGUGCGUGAAUGUUCUUCUGAUGGCAUUUCAAAGGCCAGAAAUAUUUUUGAGCGUGCUAUAACUGCUGCUGGUUUGCAUGUUGCUGAAGGCAAUAAAAUAUGGGAAGAGUAUAGGGAAUUUGAGCAGGCUUUAUUAUGUACCAUUGAAGAGGCUGACACCAAGGCAAAGGAAUUGCAGGUCCAGCGGAUUCGAGGUAUUUUCCACCGUCAAUUAUCUGUCCCACUUCUUAACUUGAGGUCAACACUCCUAGCCUACAAGGCUUGGGAAGUGGAACAAGGGAAUGUUCCAGGUUCUGAAUCAAGUGACAUCGAUGGGAUUCCUUCUCAUGUUGCUUCUGCUUACCAAAAGGCCAUGGAAAUGUAUAAUGAUCGUGUUCAGUAUGAAGAACAGGUUUCUAAACAGGAUAUAUCUGAAACUGAAAAACUUCAGAAUUUCAUGAACUACUUAAAAUUUGAAAAGUCUGCAGGUGAUCCAGCUCGUGUUCAAGUUUUAUAUGAACGUGCUAUUACUGAUUUUCCUAUAUCAAAUGAUUUGUGGCUGGAUUAUACUCGCUAUUUGGACAAGACCUUGAAGGCAGGAAAUGUUGUAAGAGAUGUUUACUUGAGGGCCACAAGAAAUUGUCCCUGUGUUGGAGAACUUUGGGUUAGGUAUUUGCUUACCUUGGAACGAGGCCGUGCUUCUGAAAAGGAGAUAUCUGACGUCUUUGCAAAGUCCCUUCAAUCCACUUUUUCGACACUUGAAGAGUACCUAGAUUUAUUUCUCACGCGGAUAGAUGGCUUGAGACGAAGAAUUUUGUUUGGCAGUGAAGCAGAGAAUGUCUUGAAUUAUUCAUUGAUAAGGGAGACCUUUCAGUUUGCAUCAGAUUAUUUAUCACCACAACUAAAGAACUCAGAUGGUUUGCUUCGUCUGCAUGCUUAUUGGUCCCUUUUAGAGCUGAAUUUGGGAAAAGAUUUAGUGGCAGCCCGCGGAGUUUGGGAGAGCUUGCUUAAGAUCAGUGGUUCAAUGUUGGAAGCUUGGCAAGGUUAUAUAGCAAUGGAAAUUAAAUUGGGUCACAUAAAAGAAGCAAGGUCCAUCUAUAAGAGAUGCUAUAGUAAAAGGUUUCCUGGGACAGGCUCUGAGGACAUUUGCCACUGUUGGUUGCGCUUUGAGAGGGAAUUUGGUACUCUGGAAGAUUUUGACCAUGCUUUGCAAAAGGUUACCCCUCGUCUGGAAGAGCUACAAUUAUAUAGGAUGCAACAGGAAUCAAAAGCAUUUGCUGCAUCAACAGAGCAGAAAGACAAUCCAAUUAAGAAAAAUGUUCGUGAAAAGAGAAAGGGAGGUCCAGAAUCUACUGAUGAACAGUCUCCAGCAAAGAGGCAAAAACCAACAGCUCAAACCCAAAAGAAAGGGUAUGAGAAAAAUAAAGAUCAAGCACAAAAUCCAGCUGAAGUAACUGAAGAAAAGGAGGUCAAAGCCAGUGUUGAAAAGGCAGAUAGCAUCCUUGAAAAACAACAGAAAGACUCUGACACUGGGAGAAACAAAGUAUAUACAGACCAAUGCACUGCAUUUAUAUCAAAUAUUAAUCUUAAGGCAAAUUCUGAAGAUUUGCGUAAAUUCUUCAGUGAUGUUGGUGGGGUUGUUUCUAUUCGGAUACUGCGUGAUAAGUUUAGUGGAAAAUCCAGGGGACUGGCAUAUGUAGACUUUUCAGAUGAUGAACAUCUAGCUGCAGCCAUAUCAAAGAACAAGCAGAUGUUACUUGGGAAGAAGCUAAGCAUUGCACGUUCAGAUCCUAAUCAAAGAAAAAAAGAUGGUCGUAAUGUUUUGAAGCAACACACACACUCUACCGACCAAAGUGGUAACAAGGGGGAAUUUGCGUCUAAAAUGUCUAAUGAAACUUCCAAGGAAUCCAAGGUACCAGAGACAACAAACUUUGCUUCUUAUAAGCGAGAUGACAACAUCCAGCUCAAGGGCAAGAGUACAUUUUUAGUACCAAGAAAUGUGAAGAUGAACAAACCUAAAACUGUGAAAGAGGGAGAUGAGCAGCCAAAGUCCAAUGAUGAGUUCAGAAAAUUGUUUAUUAAAGAUUGAGGUUUGAUCAUCUUACAAUUGCUAAAGGAAUCGAUGGCAAAAUUGCUCCAAACGUUUUUGGUAUAACUAUGUACAAGAAGUAAACACUUGUUUUAGGAUGAAGAAAUAGUUUCCUACCUUACUGCUUGCUGAGGUACUAAAAUCUCUUAGGCUGUGGAGCCCAGCAUUCUAAACAUAGAACUGAUCUUCUGGGAUUAUGAUGGUUGUAGGAUAAAUGUAUUUCUUGUCAUGAAAUCUGUCUAAUAUGCUUGUGCCCUUGAUUCGGUUGUGCAUUGUUGAUAUAUCAAGUAAUUACUGAGGAUAAAUAUUCUUUUUUUUAAAUAA
This is a messenger RNA of Hevea brasiliensis (rubber tree), 2914 nucleotides long. RefSeq lists its product as uncharacterized. Bases 20 to 2590 code for a protein of 856 amino acids. The record is from RefSeq and is a predicted model, not a curated record. Gene Ontology annotation, molecular function: RNA binding; protein binding. Gene Ontology annotation, biological process: RNA processing. The transcript has 16 exons. Lineage: Eukaryota; Viridiplantae; Streptophyta; Magnoliopsida; Malpighiales; Euphorbiaceae.